This is a messenger RNA of Neolamprologus brichardi, 5999 nucleotides long. NCBI's taxonomy places the organism in Eukaryota, Metazoa, Chordata, Actinopteri, Cichliformes, Cichlidae. The record is from RefSeq and is a predicted model, not a curated record.
AACUCCACUUGGCGUCUUCACUCCUCCAGCAGCCAUGGCUCUCUCUGUAUCUGGAGGAACCGUGUUCACUGUACUCCUCAUUAGCAGGUUGUUAGAGAGCUCGUUGCUCAACGCAGAAGUGAAGGAAGGAGAGAUUCUGCCUCCUACCAUCCAGAGGCUGAUGAAAGGAUACAACAAGUACCUCAGGCCUUUCUUUGACAAUGGUCCGGUAACAGUGGGUAUGAGUUUGGACAUUGCCAGCAUUGACACCAUUUCAGAGAUCAACAUGGACUACACGGCCACCAUAUUCCUCCGCCAGCGAUGGACUGAUGAGCGCUUGGUGUUUGAAGGCAACAAGAGCCUGAGCCUUGACGGGCGGCUAGUUGAGCUCCUCUGGGUCCCAGACACGUUUAUUGUUGACUCCAAGAAAUCCUUCCUCCAUGACAUCACUGUGGAGAACAGGCUGAUCCGCAUCUUUCCCAACGGGACUGUCCUUUACGCACUAAGGAUUACCACCACUGUGGCUUGCAACAUGGACCUGACCAAGUAUCCCAUGGACAAGCAGACCUGCACGCUACAACUGGAGAGCUGGGGUUACAACAUAAAUGAUGUUAUGUUCUACUGGACCAGAGGAAAUGAGUCUGUCAGUGGUUUAGACAGUCUCCAGCUGGCUCAGUAUACAGUAGAAGACCACUACACAUCUGUCUCAGAGGCCAUCUAUGAAACUGGCCAUUAUCCCAGGCUUGUCUUCCACUUUGAGCUGAAGAGGAGCAUUCUGUACUUCAUCCUGGAGACCUAUGUCCCCUCUAGCCUGCUGGUGGUCCUCUCAUGGGUUUCCUUUUGGAUUUCCUUGUCUUCUGUUCCAGCACGUAUUUGCAUAGGAGUGACCACAGUACUGACCAUGACAACUCUGAUGAUGGGAGCCCGGACAUCACUACCCAAUGCCAACUGCUUCAUCAAGGCCAUCGAUGUGUAUUUGGGGAUCUGCUUCAGCUUUAUCUUCGGAGCACUUAUUGAGUACGCUGUGGCCCACUUCUGCACCCUCACUCACGCUGAUGCACACAUGCUCAUGUACGGCCACCGAAUGCACGACUUUGAUGAUGAAAUGAACGGCAUCGUCACCACCAUCUCCACUCACUCCAGCAGGGCCAAGAGGCGCAAGGAGCCUGCUGCAACUUCUCCUUCAGUUCCCACCUCAACAGAACUUGCUGUCAGACCCUCUAGCCCCUCGGGCAGUGAGCCCAAGCCUGAGGCGGCACCUCCAGAGCACACCAACUGGUGCCUCACUGUUCUGGCCACCCUCCGCAAGAUUCUGCGUGCCAUACACUGUUGUCACGUGGAGAACCCCCACCAUAUAGACAACUACUCCAGAGUCACCUUUCCACUGUCUUUUGUCAUUGUUAACCUACUCUACUGGACAUAUUAUCUGUACUUUUAGCAUUUGUUUAAGUGCUGCAUAUGUCCAGGAGAGUUUAAGACGGAGAGUGUUUGUAGACAACAAGUGUACCUUACUAUACAUACGUACAGUAAGUGUUAUUCAGGUGUGUUCUGGGUUGAAUGUGUAAAACUUCUACAUUUGGACUCGUGAGCGAGGUCGCAUUGUCAUAUGGGAUUGUUCUGGUGGAAAAAGGGAAUGCUCAUAAUUGCAGCUCCUUUUUAAAUAUUAAUAAGUACUCAAACUGUGACAUUGCUUAAAAUUUGAUGGAGUUGGUUUUGAAAAAAAUUGGCCUACCUGACUAUGACAUGGUGAUAUUUUAUAAAUUCUGUCACGUUUUAAUAUUUAUUUUAGGAUGGAGCUGUAAUUGAAGGCUUUAUGACAGAAUUCACCUGCGCUAUUGAGUGAGAACAAAUUCACAUUCCACUUUGAGUCUCUUUUAUGAUGGAUUGAUCAUUGAUAUUUUACAACUUCAUCUCCUGUUUCUGCCUGCAGGCACAACAUUUAGAGUGAAAUAGCAAAAGUAACAGAUGGCAGAAGAGGGCUGAAAACGACAGGCAAGGGAGGUGGAAAAAUCACUACAAUGGAGCAUGUGUUGAGAAAUAUAAACCUCCAAAGGACGAGCUUUCUACUCAUUGUUGAAAGCUCUCAUUCUUCUGUGUCCUUCUGUGAGUUAUUUUUAAUUCACUGCAGUACUGUUUCUCCCAGCCUGCAUAUGAUCCUUUUUUCAUUUCUAUAAAUGUAGUGGCCUUGGAUACCUUCAGUUGUAUUCUGGAAAUCUGGCUAUCGUGAACAGUUUAAUGGCACUUGUCACGGUAUGAAUCUGUUCUGCUAUUUCAUAAAGGGAAGCACACCUGCACACUCCAAGAUAUGGAAGUCCAAAGGGAUCCAUGUUAAAUAAAUAAAUAUCAAAUUACAAAUGAAAAUUCAUGUUAAUAAAUAGUGAGAUUUUAUAUAUAUAUAUGUGCUCGGCCUUUAGAUAAAGAAAUACUCUUUACUUUUGUUAAAUCCCAGCCUAGAGUAUGCUAGCCAGCUAACCAGCUAGAUUAGCUUCUCAGUCUUCUCAGUCCAGAUUGCUAUUUUCUUUUUCAUCAAAUUGCCAGAUUUUAGCGCACUGACUAAUCUUGUGAGUUCAAAAAUAAAAUAGGCUUUUAAACAUAUAACUGCCAGCUAGCAAGACUGUUGUAGGAACAUAAUUUCUAUAGUCAUGUGAAAAAAAAAGAAACGUUCACAGAUGUCUUUACACAAAGGUGUUCUAGAGAUAAAUUCACUGCACAACAUUCAAACUUGACUGAAAUGCAGUAGCGGCACCUUAACAGAGCUGUAACGGAACUAAAUCAAUAUUGUAAAGAAGAGGGGGUCAAAAUUUAUCUGUGAGAGGCUGAAAAAAAUUCAUACUGAAAAUUAUUAUUUAAUUUUUCACAUGAAUAAUAUGUCUUCUUCCACAGCAGUUUUAGUAAGAAAAAGUAUUAAUAUCGAAUGAAAAACUUAACAUGAAUUAAAGCGUAAUUGAAAAUGGCAUCCUGUAAAUCACGUUGUAGAACAAAACAUUUCUUAUAAAUUAUAGUAGCUUAAUUUUAAUAGUGUCUGAAAUAAUCUCAUUAGAUCAUCUGUAUACUUCAGUUUAUUUGUAUUAUUAUUUAUUUAUAUUGGAGCUUUUGGGUUUCCAUACUAACUGGCAGGCAUAAUGGAAAACACAGGUGUAAAUAUAAAGGACAGCAGACAUAUACCAAUACAGACAGGUACUAUGUUACAGUGAUAUGCAGUAUUUCUCUCUCUAUGGGUUGGCUGGUAGUGUUUUCACUGUGGUUUUUCAAUGGAUCGGGCAGUUAAAGUGUUAAAAAUAUUUAAGAUGGAUUUAAAUAUGAAAUGGAUAAAAUAUUUAAAUAGGAUGUUGUCAUCUGAAAGUUAUCUAAAUGGAAAAACACAUAGAAAUGUUUGAGGUACUGUUGGGUCAGAAGUCUAUAUACACUCAACAUUGGCAUGGAUGUCAAGGUAAGUUCGGGGUUUUAAUCAUUUGUUUGAACUGUUUUUUUUCCAGGGUGGAAUGAUUGUGUAUAUGAUACAUCUUUAAUAACUUUAAAAAGCAAGACUUUUGUGCAGUAGCGUAAACCACAAAUUUUCAAUGGGGCUGAGAUCAGAGUUUUUGGGAAGCUCAUUCCAGAUGUUCAGUGUUAGCCUGCUUUGUCCCAUCCAAAACCUGUUUUGAUGUGUGUUUGGGAUCAUUGUAUUUCUGUUGUACAUCCUGUUGUAUCCAAGUUAUAACCGUCUCCUCCUUCCUUUAUUGUUCUAUCCGCUUUAUGGAAUGUAUUAAGACCCUUGGCAGCACAACAGCCCAAGAGCAUGAUGCUACCACCACCGUGCUUGGCUAGUAGUAUAGUGUUCUUAGCUUUAAAAGUCUCACAUUUUUUAUUGUGGCUAAAUAGCUCAAUUUUGACCAUAAAAUUUUUCUCUAGAAAGCAUUUGUAUGUGGGCAGCUGGAAAAUUGGAUGUGAGCUUUUGAGGCAGAGGCGUGGGUUUUUUUUUUCAGAUAGCACCCUCUUAGUCCGUGGUGAUAUCAAACUCACUUUACUGUCGAUAGUAACGCUAGUGUUCCUGCGUUUCCAGUUCAUUGCAAGCUUGUUUCUCUGUGGUUUAUUAGUUGUUCCUAAACAUCCUAAUUAAUUUACUCUCAUUUAAAGGUGAAACUUUGGGCCUUCUUUCUGACCUUGGCAAAUUAGUGUAACAUUUGAACCUCCACUGAUAUAAAGUUGAUUGACCUGACAAUCUUGGAAUCUGCAGUUUAUAGAAAUGGUGCCAAGAGACCUUCUUGACCAACUUGUGUAAAUCUACAAUUCUCUUUCUCAGAUCUUCUCCGAGUUUCUUGGACUUCCCCAUUUUCACGAGUACUGGUCAAAUGAAUGAGGGCUGUCCAAAAAAAUCCUUUUUGUCAAUCAUGAUCACGAACGAGAAGUUAAUAGGCCUUGGCCAUGUCAAGUUAAAAGACAUCGGAGAACCUUGAGCAGCACUUUGAAUAUUUGAAUGCAUGCUUUACAUUUGAGCCUUUAUGUAUAUGUUUGAGGCUGUGCAGAUUUGCAAAUAUCUAAAGAAAUUCAAACACCCAAUUCUUGUUUCUUUUUUACAAUCAUUAAAGAUGUUGUACAAUCAUUCCACCUUGGAAAAGACAAGUUCAAAGAAAUCCUUAAAAACACAAAAUGACCUUCAUGAACGUUAUGAGUGCAUGUAAACGACUGUACUCAACUGUGGAACUCUUCAGUUUUGUAAACUGUUAACUCUCAACUGUUUCAGUUGAGAUGAUACAGCACAUUCUCUGUCAGCGUUGUGAACCAAAGAACCAAAGACUUCAAUUUAAUUCAACCAUUCCUCUUCGUUUCCUUUUAGUUCCCAAGAGAUUUUUCAAGUUAUGUCAUGUUUGUUAUCCACUGAAGAACUCUGAAAUAGCAUGAAGUUCAUAUUUCAGAUAGAAAACAGGAUUCAGUUGAAUAUCAGAGGUGCAUGUUUAUUUAUUGCUGUACUCAGUAUUGCUAUGACAUAAUCUCACUCAUUUAAUAUGAAAACUGGUACAAGUUUCACCAUGAUACAAGUCAAGGUUCCAUUUCUAAGAACUACUUCUCAGUGUGCAGUGACGAGCUAAGUUGUUCAUAUUUGAAUGUGCUUCAUUUUAGCUUCUACUUCUACUUUUAACCAUUUUUGAAUAUACCAUCAACUACCAAACAUUUUGAUUGAUCUUUGUCAGAUUAUAAUACAAAAGUAGGAUAUUUUUUUGUUUAUGCUCUUCCUGCAUGAUGGUCAAUCGUAUCUUUUGUUUUUUGUUGGGGUUUUUCUGUUGCUUGAUUUGUUUUGGUUCAACAUGAUAGAGAGGAAUCAUCACUAAAGAGUAAGAAGAGGCUGUUUCAUGAACAAGAUGUAUAUUUUCAUUUGAUUUGGGCUGUCAUCUGAGUUUAAAGUAAGAAUCUGCUCAAACUUUUUUACUUUUUUCCAAAACUUUGAAAGAAAUGAAUGAUCUGUGACUGUGUUCUCUGGACGCACUGAUCUGGGGGAAAGGUUAACGUGAUAAAACAUAGACUGUCAGGUUUUAUACAAUAUGGCACCACAGUCAUAGUUCUGAUAGUAAUCUUCUCAGUGAAAAGUACAAGAAAUGAAUGCCAAUACGGAGCCAAAGAACCACAAAAGCAACCACUGAAGCAUCUUGUCAGUGUGGGCUCACAGAGUCGUAAGGUUGUCCUAAGGUAUGGCUCCACAGUUGCAACUACAAUGUAAAUGCUUGUUUGCUCUAAAUGGACAGCACUGUUGACGGUGAAGGUGCAAACAAGAGCGUAUGGACAUGUUUGGAGCAACAGUUGGACUGCCCCCCCCCCCCCUCCCUUUUCUGUCCUUUUGUGGGACCUGUCAAUCUUCCAGGAGACACUGGCUAUUAUAACAGCCUCACAGUUCUUGGGACAUCUUCAUGUACAAUCUAUUUAUACACUAUAGUACCAUGUUAAUAUAGACUUCAGUUUCCUUAUUGUAAAUAAAUAGUAACACUAUGCAUGUUUAGUCUGUGUAUGAAUAUGAAUGAUAGCAAUAAAAAAAGAGGUUUAACGUG